Hemibagrus wyckioides is the source of this 1992-nucleotide messenger RNA. RefSeq names its product C5a anaphylatoxin chemotactic receptor 1. Gene Ontology annotation, cellular component: plasma membrane. Gene Ontology annotation, biological process: phospholipase C-activating G protein-coupled receptor signaling pathway; inflammatory response; complement receptor mediated signaling pathway. Gene Ontology annotation, molecular function: complement component C5a receptor activity; G protein-coupled receptor activity. Bases 446 to 1483 code for a protein of 345 amino acids. Lineage: Eukaryota; Metazoa; Chordata; Actinopteri; Siluriformes; Bagridae. The transcript has 2 exons. The record is from RefSeq and is a predicted model, not a curated record.
AACCAUAUUGUGUUAAGAAGUCAGGGAAAUACUAAACGUGAAAUACGUGCGAGUGUAUGUAAGCGUGCUAAGGUGUGUUCUUACACACAGUUUUGGAUGGGUGUGUAGACAGGCGCUGAAGAGCAGGUCCUUUCCACUGAAACUUGUUCUAGCCUGAGGUGGAAAGGGUUAGCAUUCCUUUGAGGAAAAAAGAACACACACACACACGAUUGUAGCAAUUAUAGAACUAAACUUGGUUUUAUUUAUGCAAAUAAAAAAAAUUCAAGCUUAAUUACAAAUACCUUUUUUUUUUAAAAAAAAAAAAAGGUUUGCGCAGGAAAAUACUACAUCUUUGCCCAGGAUAGCUGCUGUUUAUAGUGUAGACAGGAUGGCUCUACAAUAAUAUUGACUUGUGCUCAUUCCAAAACAGAUUUUUCUGGACAUCUUCAGAAAUUAAGGAUAUCCAAUGGAUGCAGGACGGGUGUUGCAGAUGAUAGUGACGGUGUUGAUCUUCGUGGUGGGUGUAACUCUGAACGGUAUGGUGGUUUGGGUGUUGGGAUUCCGCAGGAGGAGAAGAAGUGGAUCUAUAGGAGGUGAAACACAGGGUGCUGGAAGCUUCCGGAUAUACGUUGUGAACCUGGCUCUGGCUGACCUAAUGUUAAUUAUGCGCACACCUCUCAUGCUGGGCUAUCUACUGAAUGACUUGAGCUGGCCCUUUGGACAGCCUGUGUGCCAAUUAAUUAUGUUCCUACGCUGCCUAGGAUUAUAUGUAGGGGCCUUUUUGCUGAGUGCCAUCGCACUGGAACGUUGUUUGUGCAUAUUACGGCCUGUCUGGGCUCGAAUGAGAAGGCCUCGCUGGGUGGUGCCACUUGUCUGCAUCCUGCAGUGGGCAUUAGCUUCUGUGCUCUCUGUGCCCUACAUUACAGCUGCCGGACUGAUCACAGAUACUAUCAACCGGACCCACUGUAUAGAGAAGGUCAAUGGAACUGGACAAACAAUGCUGUUUGUGGUGGAGUCGGUGGCAGGUUUCCUGCUUCCACUGGUAAUUUUCUUAUCCUGCAACCUGGCUGUAAUUGUUACCGCAAGAAGAGCCGAGAGCGGGCCAUCAGUGACCAGCACGCCUGUCUCUUCCCCUAGUUCCCCUACUGGAUCUGUUUACACAGCACAGAGGCUGACCCGCCUCUACCGGAUCCUCUUCUUCACCAUGCUCCUGUUUCUCACUUGUUGGGUGCCGUACUUCACCUGCCGCUUCCUCAAUACACUUACUACUGGCAAGCAUGAUUGGAAAAGCGUUAAUGACGGAGCAAAACAGGGCAUAUACGUGGCACUGUUCUUUGUGUACAUCAAGAGCGCACUCAACCCAAUUUUGUACGUGUUUGCUGCUCGCGGACUGAGCCGCACUCUCCGUGACUCGCUGCUCUCAACCAUUGUGCGAGUCUUUAAUGAGGAUGUGUCCGAGUCGCUGCGUAGGAAGUCCUUGCGGAGAAAAGACUCACAGAUUUAAAUACGAAUUAUUGUUCAACGACUGAUAUUACAAAACUUUGCGCACUCUUGAGAAAGCUGUGGUCAAAACUAGGAGAAGUGAAACCAUUUCCUGAAAGGAAGUCUAUCUGGCCAGCUCAGGACGAAAGAGACAUAUGCAACUCAAAUAUUAUGUACUGGUUACUUGUAAUGGUGAACUCUUAAGAUUUUCCUAAUACUCCUCAAGCUGCAGAGUCAAGAUUCAGAGAUAAUUAUUAAGAUAUCUUCAUUGCAUUUAUACUUAACAGAAAAUACUGCACAUCUGUUGAAAAGAAAGUAGCUCAAAGACAUUUAUUGUCAUAUUAAUAAAAAAUCCAGUGUACAAAUACUGGAGAUAAUGGAGAUAUCUUCGAGAUAUCAGCUGUGGUCAAGGACAGUGGUACUAGCAUGACAGAUGUAGCUUUGGAACCUUUGUGUACAGUUGAGGAGAUGACAGAUCUGGAAAGACUGAAGGACUAAAGCCCUGCUGCACCGGCUUCUCUGAGUAGAGAU